AGAAGAUGGGCGACCAAUCAAAACAGCCGAAUUGAAGCGUCGUCGAAAUUUGAAAAGGCUCUGUAGUUUAACACACGGGUUCGUGCGACAGAAAUUAAAUACAAUGGAUCCAUACAACGAGGAAAACAUCAAAAUGUAUUUUUUUGAGAAUAGGUUAAAAACUUAUGAGGGGUGGCCAUUCGAGGAAGACUGCAAGUGCACGCCGGAAAACAUGGCCAAAGCCGGCUUCAUCCACACACCUUCAGAGAACAGCCCAGACAUCGCCAUGUGUUUCUUUUGCCUCAAAGAGCUGGAGGGCUGGGAGCCAGAGGAUGACCCAGAAAAGGAGCACAAGUCUCAUUCGCCAUCCUGCCACUUCAUUGCCCUGAAGAAAAAAGUGGAAGAGCUGACUGUGGAGGAAUUCUACAGACUGCAGAAAGAGAGGCACAAGUUCAUCAAUAACAAAUCUUGUAACGAGGCCGUCACCAAGUUUGAAGAGGCAGCCAAACUGAGGCGAGCAGAUAUCAUCAAGACGGCCAUGGGAGAAGAGUGACACAGCGACAGAUUCAGAUGAAUGACAUGAGCUCUGUGUGUGUGUGUGUGUGUGAGAAAGAUGGAGAGAAUAAUUGUAGCUGUCAAAUGAUUGACUUGUUCCUCACCAAACUCAUUUUCAUGUUUCCCUUCUGUGACUUCAUGUCAUCUUUGUUUUCACGUACGUGUGUUUAUCUUUUAACACUUUGUUUUUAUGUAAUCUGAUAUCCAAUAAAUAUUUGAUUCUGUAACAUAA
Messenger RNA from Oreochromis aureus, 766 nucleotides. RefSeq names its product baculoviral IAP repeat containing 5a (gene birc5a). Bases 104 to 532 code for a protein of 142 amino acids. The record is from RefSeq and is a predicted model, not a curated record. NCBI's taxonomy places the organism in Eukaryota, Metazoa, Chordata, Actinopteri, Cichliformes, Cichlidae. The transcript is spliced from 4 exons.